UUAAAGCAGCAACAGACUAGCCAGCCAUAUUAUAGAGGUGGAAAUAAAGCUGCCCCAAUAUUAUAAAUGUCUUUAAAAUAAAUCCGUGCAUUUUUUUUUUAGCAUCUAACCACUGCUCACCUUGCAGCCCUGAGUUCCCAGAUCACCCCCUCCCAGCCCCUAACCAAACUACAUCUCAGUCCUUGAAAAUGCACAGAGACGCCUGGCUCCCUCGCCCAUCCUUCUGUUUCACUGGGCUCAGUCUGUUUUUCUCUCUGGUGCCAUCAGCAUCGAGCAUGGAGGUCACAGUUCCCAUGACCCUCAAUGUCCUCAAUGGCACUACUGUGCGCCUGGCCUGCACCUUUAACUCCUGCUACACAGUGAACAAUAAACAGUUCUCCCUGAACUGGACAUACCAAGAGUGCAAGAAUUGCACUGAGGAGAUGUUUCUUCAGUUCCGGAUGAAAAUCAUUAACCUGAAACCAAACCGUUUUGGGGAUCGAGUAGAAUUCACAGGGAACCCCAGCAAGUAUGAUGUGUCUGUGACCCUGAAUAAUGUACAGCUGGAGGAUGAGGGCACCUACAAUUGCUAUGUCAUGAACCCGCCUGACCGCAACCGUGGUCUAGGCAAAAUCUACCUACAGGUCCUAACACAAGUGCCCCCUGAACGUGACUCAACGGUGGCUGUGAUUGUGGGUGCCUCAGUGGGUGGUUUCUUGGCUGUCGUCAUCCUGGCACUGAUGGUGGUCAAGUGUGUGAGGAGGAAACAGGAGCAGAAGCUGAGCGCGGAUGACCUGAAGACCGAAGAGGAGUGUAAGACAGAUGGGGAGGGCAAUCCAGAAGAUGGCACCAAGUAAGGGCGGGUGGUCUCUUGGCCUUCCUCCUCUCCUGCCUACCUGUCUCCCUCUCAUUUCCCACCCUAUACUGUGUGCUCCUUGCCUACCCUCUCAGUGUGCUUCUCUUAAGCCAGGAUUCCAGCCCCCAACUCUGCCUCCUCCUCACAGACCUCCCUCCCCCCCUGCCCUAAGAGUGACUCACCUCUCUUCCAUCAGAGACGCCCACCAUUAAACCAGCUGGGAACUGAAGUUCAGACUGGGUGCAGGAAAACAAAGGGGCCUAGUAGAUACCACUGCCCAUAUAAAUGCCCAUCUUCUUCCACAAGAAGAAGGUAAAAUGGGAUGGCCAUUCCUGCAUGAGAGGUAAGGAACUCAUGCCAGGAUCCUAAAGAUGAAGUGUUGGGAGAAGAUGAUGGAGGACGAAGAAAUAAGCCCCCUCAGCCUGUCCAGUACUUGGUUUGAGCCUCUACUACUGUAUCAGUCUUAGAGAGAGCCCUGUUUAAGGGGCUGUUCUGGCAUUAUUGGAGCUACCCCUGAAGAUGAUCCUAUCUGCUGGUUUCUGCAGAAUUCCAGAGAUUUUUUUCUAACAGAGAAUCCCCUCAAAGCUCAUCAAGUUUUUUAGGGGUGUCUGAAUGAGUUUCUAUAGUUUGGGGGUUUCUGGUAGACUAGUGUAUUUACUAGAUAGUGAAGGCUGGGAGCAAAACCCAGGAGAAGCAGGAGCUUUUGUCUCAGUAUUCUCUGUCUUGGCCCUGUUAUCCUCCCCAGAUCAUCUACAAAGUUCUUCCACCUCAUUAUUCUAUGCCCAGGAACCCCUUGGGUUUUUAGGGUGAUCUUACUAGAAGAAAUGGGAAUCACUUGAGCUGGGCAUGGGUGAAGGGAGUGUGUAGUUCCAGCUAGGUAUGCUGACUGGGGGUGGCUAUUUUGGCACUGGUUGCCUAGUGACAGGAAAGCCUCAGUUGUAAAUCUGGUUAGUGGUGGAGACACCUUUUACUAGCAGUCUCUGCUGACUGCCUUCUCAGAUGAGAUGCUCACUUCCUCUCCCUUCUCCCAACCUAUGCCUUAGGAACACUCAGUGUGUGUGUGUGUGUGUGUGUGUGUGUGUGUGUGUGUGUGUGUAUGGGAGAAUGGUAAGAGCAAAGGGAGACACAUUCUCAGCUGAAGUAUGAGUACUGAAUGUGGGACUCAGAAGAAUGGGGAUAGUGUCUUUCCAAGGUCCACUUUGGACAGACCAUUUCCACAGGGUCUCUGACUAGUUUGAUUUGCUGUCCAAGUCCAUAAAUCAGGUUAGAGACCAGAGAUGAGGUGGGAUGAGGAGGAGGUGUUUUGGAGGGGGCUUCAAAUCUCCUUAUCAUUUAGACCUAGAGUAGACCUCAAUUCUGCCCACUUAUGGUGAUGGGUGGGACUAGGGGAGAGGAAUCAAAGACACUACCUGAGAGGAGACCUAAUUUUCACUGCCAAUUUUCCAGCUACCCCAAACCAGAGAUGUAAGAGUUGCUUCAACUUGUACUUUCCUUAGCUCCUUCAGGAGGAAAGAUGAAGUCUGGAAACAUUCAGUCAGGACACUGAGUCCUCUGAGGAUUCCACCACACUCUUCCCUGGUUCAUCUGUGCCCAGGAAGAGUCAGGCAGGCUAACUGGUUCUCUAGGCUGCAGGAGUUUUUUUUUUCCUUUAGGCUUCUGGAUAGUUAAGAGGGAGUGUAUGGAAUGCCCUCCUUGGGCUGUAGAUGAAGGGGGAAUUGAUCAUUGCCUUUCCUUUCCUUACUGUAACUCCUCCAGACAUUUCACAAAAGGAUUCUGCUGCUUUGCUUUAAAAAAUGUAUUUGAAACAGAGGGAGUCAGAAUAAUGGGAAAUGGAAACACUAAAGAUGUUGGGAAAUGCCUUUAUGCUACAACCUAGGCUAAAUUCACUCUGAGCCCUGGUUGGUCCCUUGCUCCAUCCCAGUAUUGCAUCUCUAGGGGACAAAAUGUCAAUGGCAGGGCAUGUGGGUGAAAGAAGAGGUGAAGGGAGGGGACUGAGACAGUCUUCUGAGACAACAUUCUUGCCCCCGACCACCUGGCCUCUCAGGUUUCUGUGGCUCAAAAAGAACUGGGUAAGACAGUCUGAAACUCUGGGGAUGCACACGAAGCCAUAACAGAUAAGCGAACUACCAGCUCAGCUCUUUGUGGGACCAAGAUUAUAAUAAUUUUUUUGUGUGUGCAUCUAAUUCCAUCUCUGUAGCUAAAGCCUAAGCCAUUACUGCUGGGUUGGAGUUUGGGAAGAGAUGGAGUAGGAAAAGAGGGUGAAAGAAUAGGGGAAGGGGAGAGGAGUUUCACCUCCAAGGGUUGAAGACAGAGCUGCUCUAGGGCAGGGUGAAACAUUACAUCCCAACUUUCUCCAUCUUGUUCUUAACUGCCAGAUCAACACUGCCAAUAGGGCUAGGGUGGAGUGAAGUUCAGCAGGCUGGUCAUCUGGGGUAGGUUGGUACUGGCUGUCCCUGAGCAGGAAAGGAAGACCAUGGGGGGACUCUUACCUGUUUUUAUUAGUACCUAAGGAGGGUCACUCACUUCUUCUUCUUCUUCUUCUUUCUUCUUCUUCUUCUUCUUCUUCUUCUUCUUCUUCCUCUUCCUCCUCCUCCUCCUCCUCCUCCUCUUCCUCUUCUUCUUCUGAAUGUACCUUCCCUCUGUCCUCUCAUCACCUCUAAAUUUCCAGCCCAUUCUGAUUCUGGACACUAUUCUUCCCUGGGUUUUUAAAGUUUCUGAGAAGAAGUUGAUUUUCCCUUCUUCCAGCCUUUCAAAUAUUUCAAAUAUCUCCAAGGGCCAGAGAGGAUCUCUUCAAGACUAACUUCAAUUAAAAAAAAACAAACAAGCAUUGAUUAAGCAUCUGUUCUGUGUCUUUGGGGUACAAAGACAAAAAUGAAACAGUCCCUGUCCUAGGGGAGCUUACAUUCUUCCUGGGAGAGGGAAUACAACAUAAACACAGUCUAUACAAAGUCAUCUCAAGAGGGAGAGAACAACAGCUUCUAAGGGAAUCAGGAAAGGCCUUGUAUAGAAAGUGGUGCCUGAGCCAUGCUUUGAAAAAAGCUUUGGAUUCAAGGAGGUGGAAAUGAGAAGGGAGGGCAUUGGACAUGGGGUGGGGAACCACCUUUGGAAAUUCGUGGAGGCAGGAGAUAUAAUGUUAUAUAUGGAGAACAAGUUUGUAGGCCAGUUUGAUGGAACAGAGUGCAAAGGGGGAAAUGAUUGGAAUCAUAUUGGAGAGGGCUUAAUAUUUCUACUUUAUCCUAAAAGCAAUAGUAGGUCACUAAGAAAUUUUGAGUAGGAAAGGGACAUACUCAGAUCUCUGCUUUUUUUUUUUUUUAAACCAGACCUGUGAUUUCAUUAGUGCAGGGAGUUUUCUCCAUCAAAGCAUAUUGACAUCUAGAGCCUGGGGAAGUGAGAGUAAGUGACAGGUAACCAGUAUGUAUCUGAGGCAACAUCUGAAGCCAGGUCUUCCAGAUUAUGAGACCAGUUCUCUAACCAGUAUACCGUGCUAUUGAAAAAUCUAUACUUUAGGAAUCCUAAUUUGGCAUGUGUGUGUGGAAUGGAUUAGAGACAGGGAGGGAAGGGGAAGAAGACUAAUAAGGAGGCCAUCGAAAUAGUACAGGAGUGGAGAAAUGAAGACCUUGCCUAGGGUGAAUAGAGACUUUGUGAGUGGAGAGAAAGGAAUGAAUUAAAGAGCUAUGGAGGUAGAAUUAACAAGAUUUGGUCAAUAGAAUAAGGAGGUGAGGAGAGAGAGGGAAGAGUUAGAAGAGAUUCCAAGGUUGUGACCUGUGUGAGUGGUAGGAUGGUGGUGCUCUCAAAAGAAAAAAAAGGGAAAUUUGGAGAAGUGAUGGGUUUUGGAAGACAGAGAGAGAGUUUGGACAUGUUGAAUUUGAGAUGCUGAAAAGAUGGAAUGUCCAGGUAGAGAUGUCCUUCAGGCAGCUGGUGAUAUGGAACUUUAGGUGACACAUAGAUUGGAGAAUCAUCUUCAUAGAGAUGACAAUUGAAUCCAUAGGAGCAGAUCACAUCACUAAGGGAGACUAAGGAGAAACAGAAGAGCUAGAACUGAGUACCAGGGUAUUCUCACACUUAUUGGAUGUGACCAGGAUGAUGAGGCUGAGAAGAGGUGGUAAAAGAGGCAGGGGGAGGCCCAGAAGGAAGCCAAGGGAGGAGACUUUCCAGGGUAAGGGUGGUCAGCAGUGUUAAAAAUGGCAGAGAGAUCAAACAGCGAGGACUAAGGAUAAGCUAUUGGACUGAACAGUUUGAUAACCUUGUAGAAAGUAGUUUCAGGGGAAGCUAGGUGGCACAGUGGAUAGAGCACCUCAGAAGGACCUGAGUUCAAAUCCGGCCUCAAACACAUAACA
Phascolarctos cinereus (koala) is the source of this 5172-nucleotide messenger RNA. RefSeq names its product sodium voltage-gated channel beta subunit 2 (gene SCN2B). The record is from RefSeq and is a predicted model, not a curated record. Lineage: Eukaryota; Metazoa; Chordata; Mammalia; Diprotodontia; Phascolarctidae. Gene Ontology annotation, cellular component: plasma membrane.